Messenger RNA from Phycomyces blakesleeanus NRRL 1555(-), 1128 nucleotides. RefSeq names its product protein kinase A regulatory subunit (gene PkaR4). Gene Ontology annotation, biological process: regulation of protein phosphorylation. The transcript has 3 exons. The coding region runs from base 1 to 1128 and encodes 375 amino acids. The record is from RefSeq and is a predicted model, not a curated record. Gene Ontology annotation, molecular function: cAMP-dependent protein kinase regulator activity. NCBI's taxonomy places the organism in Eukaryota, Fungi, Mucoromycota, Mucoromycetes, Mucorales, Phycomycetaceae. Gene Ontology annotation, cellular component: nucleus; cAMP-dependent protein kinase complex.
AUGGAAUCCUUCGAAGACCGUCGCCCAUCUUCCCCAAGCGCAGAACGUGCAGUGCCCGAUGAAUACCACACCCUAUUAAACGAAUUGAAUCGACAUGUUCAUCAAGAACACCCUAAAGAUAUCAUUCAGUUCUGUAUAGACUUUUUCAAAGAGAAACUUGAGAAACGUAAAAGAGGAUCAAUCAGUGGACCUGCAUUCGAUACACGAGAAGCGUCUCCUAUCACUACUACCACCAGUGAUGAGCUGGGUGGUGGUGAAACCCUAAACGUGCCAUUUUCCCGAGGAAGACGUACUUCGGUCAGUGCAGAAUCCAUCCAACCAUCCCAGACUCCUCUAAAGAAGAUUGUGAUUCCAAAAGACGCCGAACAGCGGAAACAGAUCAGAGCCGCGAUCCAGAACAACUUUUUGUUCAAAAACAUGGACGACGACCAAUACAACGACAUCGUCAAUGCCAUGGCCGAAAGAAAGGUUGAUGAGGGCCAGAUAGUCAUCAAACAAGGCGGAGUCGGCGAUUAUUUCUACAUUGUUCAGUCGGGCACCUUUGAUUGUCUGAUAAACGACCACAAGGUCACCUCAUAUGGUCCAGGAGGAAGCUUUGGUGAACUGGCCCUGAUGUACAACGCACCCCGUGCGGCCACUAUCAUCGCAACCUCAGACGGCGUGCUAUGGGCACUGGACCGAGUGACAUUCCGGUCUCUCGUGGUCGAAAACACGGCCAAGAAGAGAAUGAUGUAUGAGCACUUUUUGGAAGAAGUUCCAUUAUUCAAAUCUCUCAACAAGAUUGAACGGCACAAGAUUGCUGAUGCCCUUGAAUCAAUUCAAUACGAAGACAAGGAUGUGGUUCUUAAUCAAGGCGAUUACGGAGACAAUUUCUACCUCAUCGAAGACGGCGAGGCGACAUUUUACAAGAAAGGCAAGGAUGGCAAAGAACGUAUGGUCAACAAAGCUAUCAAGGGAGACUAUUUUGGAGAACUUGCUCUCAUCAAUGACCGUCCUCGUGCAGCAACUGUGGUUGCAAAUGGUAGAUUGAGAUGUGCUACUCUAGGCAAGAAUGCUUUCACAAGACUUCUUGGACCUAUCAUGGAUAUUCUCAAGAGAAACUCACCAGAAGAUCACCCAGAGCAAUAA